AUGGAUGACUUAUUCGAUGUUUUCGAAGACAAGCCAGGAGCUUAUGUCUCAGACGACGAGUCCGCAAAACCUCGACCAAAAAAAGACAAGAGCAAAAAGCGGCAAGCAAACGGAGAUGUGAAAGCCAAAAAGCAAGACUCAAAACUCGAGGACGACGACGUCCUACCAGACGCCCCAGCUGCGACGAAUGGCACAGAUCACUCUGUCGAAGAGAAUGGCCGGCCAGAAGCGAAGCGUCAACGCAUUCAGGACGUACCAGCAGCGGUCGUCGCCGAUUCCUUCGAAACAGAGCAGGAACGAGAAGUAGCUGCCUCAGCCGGCCUACAAGCUACCCAAGAUACAGGCGCCGUCGUGCUCUCGCAUCAAGUCCGCCACCAAGUCGCAAUUCCACCAAAUUACCCGUAUAUUCCUAUCGCACAACAUGUGCCUCCCGAGGAGCCUGCUCGGGUCUGGCCGUUUACCCUUGAUCCUUUCCAGCAGACCGCUGUCCAUUCGAUACAAAGAGAAGAGAGUGUUUUAGUUUCGGCCCAUACAAGUGCUGGAAAAACAGUUGUGGCAGAAUAUGCUAUUGCGCAAAGCUUGAAGAAGAACCAGAGAGUCAUCUACACUAGUCCUAUCAAAGCUUUGAGUAAUCAAAAGUACCGAGAGUUUGCGGCAGAAUUUGGCGACGUGGGUUUGAUGACUGGCGAUGUUACAAUUAACCCUACUGCAACAUGCCUUGUCAUGACUACGGAGAUUUUGAGAUCUAUGCUUUACCGUGGUUCUGAGAUCAUGCGAGAAGUAGCAUGGGUCGUCUUUGACGAGAUCCACUACAUGCGUGACGCAACUCGUGGUGUUGUUUGGGAAGAGACUAUCAUUCUACUCCCAGACAAGGUUCGCUACGUGUUUUUGUCUGCAACUAUCCCCAACGCUAUGCAGUUCGCAGAAUGGAUUGUCAAUCUGCAUCAUCAACCAUGUCACGUCGUUUACACUGAUUUCCGACCCACGCCGUUACAGCAUUAUUUCUUCCCUGCUGGUGCGGAAGGAAUCCAUCUAGUUGUCGACGAAAAGGGUGUUUUCCGAGAAGAUAACUUUCAGAAGGCAAUGAGCACUAUUGCCGAAAACAAAGGCGACGAUCCGGCAAACGCUCUUGCGAAUCGCAAAGGUAAAGGCAAAGACAAGAAGUUCAACAAGGGAGCCAACAAGGGUCCAUCUGAUAUUUUCAAGAUCGUCAAGAUGAUCAUGCUCAGAAGCUACAACCCCGUCAUUGUCUUCAGUUUCAGCAAGCGUGAAUGUGAAGCAAAUGCUUUGCAAAUGAGUAAAAUGGCUUUCAACGACGAUUCCGAGAAAGAAAUGGUUUCCAAAGUCUUCAACAGCGCUAUCGAGAUGCUUUCUGAAGAAGACCGACAGCUCAAGCAGAUUCAGAACUUGUUGCCUUUGUUGCGACGUGGUAUCGGUAUUCAUCACGGAGGUCUGCUUCCUAUUUUGAAAGAGACCAUUGAAAUCUUGUUUCAAGAAGGUCUUCUCAAGGUACUUUUUGCAACCGAAACGUUCUCUAUCGGAUUGAACAUGCCUGCCAAAACAGUUGUUUUCACAAGCGUGCGGAAGUUUGAUGGCAUUGACACCCGCUGGGUUACACCGUCUGAGUUUAUCCAAAUGUCAGGACGAGCUGGUCGAAGAGGUCUGGAUGAGCGUGGUAUUGUGAUAAUGAUGGUUGGCGAAGAAAUGGAACCGGCCGUUGCCAAGGAAAUUGUGCGUGGUGAACAGGAUCGACUCAACUCUGCUUUUCAUCUAGGAUACAACAUGGUUCUAAAUUUGAUGCGAGUUGAGGGCAUCUCCCCAGAAUUCAUGCUGGAAAAGUGCUUUUAUCAAUUCCAGAACACUGCUAGUGUUGCUGGUCUGGAGAAAGAACUUGCGGAGCUUGAGACUAAGCGGAUCAAUAUGAACAUUCCCGAUGAACCGACCAUUCAGGAUUACUAUGAUUUACGAAAACAAUUGACAAGAUUUACUUCUGACAUGCAGGAGGUUAUCAGCCAUCCCGAUUACUGCUUACCCUUCCUACAACCGGGACGUCUUGUGCAUAUCACGCAUCAAGGUAAUGACUUUGGAUGGGGCGCCGUUGUGAACUACAAACAGCGGAGAUCAAAGAACCCCAAUGAAAUCCUCGCCCCCCAAGAGUCAUAUAUUGUGGAUGUCCUAUUACAGGUUGCGGAAGGGUCUUCCACCGGCACUCGCACUCAUACCGAACUGCCACCCGGCAUUCGACCACCUAAAGAGGGCGAAAAGAGUCAUAUGCAGGUCGUGCCGGUGCUCUUGAAGUGUCUACAAUCUAUAUCUCACGUGCGAAUCUUCCUUCCCAAAGAGGUCCAAACGGUAGAUUCUCGGGCAAGUGUCAAGCGAUCUCUUGACGAAAUUAAGAAGCGAUUUCCGGAUGGUCUGGCCCUCCUUGAUCCAAUCGAGAACAUGAACAUUACGGAUGACUCCUUCAAGAAGCUUAUGAGGAAAGUUGAGGUGCUCGAAUCACGACUCUUGGCUAACCCUCUACACAAUUCGCCUCGUUUGCCAGAGUUAUACGACCAAUACUCAGAAAAAGUUGAAUUGGGCGUUCAAAUCAAGGCCGUCAAAAAGAAAAUAUCUGACGCUAUGUCGAUUAUGCAAAUGGAUGAAUUGAAAUGUCGCAAACGAGUCCUUCGGCGACUCGACUUCAUCAACAAGGAAGAAGUUGUCCAGCUCAAGGCUCGAGUAGCAUGCGAGAUCAGCACUGGUGAUGAACUCAUGCUGAGUGAGCUGUUGUUCAACGGUUUUUUCAACAACCUCACACCCGAACAAAUCGCGUCUGUCUUAAGUUGCUUCGUGUUCGAGGAAAAGGCUAAGGAUACACCUGCACUGACUCGGGACGAGCUAGUCAAGCCGCUCAAAGAAAUCCAGAAUCAAGCUCGGAUCAUCGCCAAGAUUUCCAUGGAAUCGAAAUUAGCGGUUAAUGAAGAAGAAUACGUACAAAGCUUUCACUGGGAGCUUAUGGAUGUGAUUUAUGAGUGGGCUCACGGCAUGUCAUUUGCAGAAAUAUGUAAGAUGACGGAUGUUUACGAGGGUAGUUUGAUUCGAGUCUUCCGUCGUCUAGAGGAACUGAUGCGACAGAUGGCACAGGCUGCCAAGGUCAUGGGUAACGAGGAGCUUGAGCAGAAGUUUGAAACGUCUCUCACCAAGGUGCGCCGAGACAUUGUCGCCGCUCAAUCUCUGUACUUGUAA
This is a messenger RNA of Talaromyces amestolkiae, 3228 nucleotides long. RefSeq lists its product as uncharacterized. Gene Ontology annotation, biological process: RNA catabolic process; maturation of 5.8S rRNA. Gene Ontology annotation, cellular component: nucleus. Gene Ontology annotation, molecular function: RNA binding; RNA helicase activity; ATP binding. The transcript is spliced from 4 exons. The record is from RefSeq and is a predicted model, not a curated record. NCBI's taxonomy places the organism in Eukaryota, Fungi, Ascomycota, Eurotiomycetes, Eurotiales, Trichocomaceae. The coding region runs from base 1 to 3228 and encodes 1075 amino acids.